This is a messenger RNA of Zygosaccharomyces rouxii, 1545 nucleotides long. It is a transcript of the gene ICP55, whose product is annotated as aminopeptidase. Bases 1 to 1545 code for a protein of 514 amino acids. The record is from RefSeq and is a predicted model, not a curated record. NCBI's taxonomy places the organism in Eukaryota, Fungi, Ascomycota, Saccharomycetes, Saccharomycetales, Saccharomycetaceae. Gene Ontology annotation, cellular component: mitochondrion. The transcript has a single exon. Gene Ontology annotation, molecular function: manganese ion binding; metalloaminopeptidase activity.
AUGAUGUUGAGACAAAAGAUACUAGCCGCAUUUUAUCGUAGACCAGCUACGCGGCUUUUCGGGAGUUGUGCCCCUCAUCUUCAAUAUUUGAACCGCCGAAGAAUACCAAUAGAGGCUGGUCAAGCACUGCAUGAAACUAGACCAAACCUGAUUAAACAAGGCGAACUAACUCCCGGUAUUAGUGCAAUUGAAUAUUUUGAAAGAAGAAUUAAGUUAGCAUCGAAGUUACCCCCCAAGAGUUGUGUGGUUAUAGCCGGCAGCCAGGUGAAAUUUGCCUCUGGCCCAGUUUUCUACCCUUUCCAGCAAAACAAUGAUAUGUACUAUUUGACUGGUUGGAAUGAACCUGAUUCUGUGAUGGUUUUAGAAAAACCUAAUGAUAAUUUAGACCAGAUUGUAUUUCAUCUUGUAGUUCCACCUAAGGAUGCAUUUGCAGAACAAUGGGAAGGUUAUAGGACAGGACCAGAAGGUGCCAGAGAAAUUUUCAAUGCAGAUGAAGCUACAGAUAUGGGUAGUUUGCCACUCUAUUUGAGUAAAAUUUUUGAAAGAAACGAUUAUAUCUAUUUCGAUACCCCCAAGGAUAAAACUAAUGUCAAUCACUCUGCAUUCUUCAGCACUUUCUUUUCAUUGCAAACGAUCUCUGAUGGACAUCAAACAAUUAUGGAUGUAAUUAAGAGGAAAGGUACUUCGAAAAAAAUCCGUGGUAUCUCAAAGACCAUCGGGGAAUUAAGAAAAAUAAAAUCACCAGCGGAGCUACGUAUCAUGAGAAGAGCAGGUCAAAUUUCUGGAAGGGCUUAUAACCAAGCAUAUGCUAACAGAUUCCGCAAUGAGAAAACUUUACAGGCAUUCCUGGAAUACAAAUUUCUAGCUGGAGGUUGUGAUAAAUCGUCAUACAUCCCCGUGGUGGCUACAGGUUCCAAUGGUUUGUGUAUUCACUAUACGAGAAAUGAUGAUGUGAUGUACGAUGAUGAAAUGGUUCUUGUUGACGCUUCUGGGUCGUUAGGCGGCUAUUGCACCGAUAUUUCACGUACUUGGCCUGUUAGCGGAAAAUUUACUGACCCUCAAAAAGAUCUCUAUGAAGCUGUUUUAAACGUCCAAAGAAAAUGUAUUGAUCUCUGUAAGGCUCAUAAUGGUUAUUCGAUUCAUGAAAUCCACGAAAGAAGUUUAGAUUUUACAAAAAUAGAGUUAAGAAACGUUGGAUUCAGGGAUAUCCAAAAAUGGGAAGUUAACAAAUUAUUCCCUCAUUACAUUGGUCACCAAUUAGGGUUAGACGUUCACGAUACCCCAGAUUGCUCUAGACACCAAAAUUUGGAAGCUGGUCAAGUCAUUACCAUUGAACCAGGUAUCUACAUCCCAGAUCAAGAUUGCUAUCCUUCUUAUUUCAGAAAUAUUGGAAUCAGAAUAGAGGACGACAUUGCCAUUGGUCAACACGAUUACACAAAUUUAACUGUAGAAGCUGCUAAAGAGAUCGCUGAUUUAGAAAAUAUCAUGCAAAAUGGUGUCACUACAAAGAUUGAAGAAGAUGUUGUAAGUCCGUUAAAGGAUUAA